Ictalurus furcatus (blue catfish) is the source of this 3063-nucleotide messenger RNA. RefSeq names its product four and a half LIM domains 1a (gene fhl1a). Gene Ontology annotation, molecular function: transmembrane transporter binding. The transcript has 6 exons. The coding region runs from base 1936 to 2829 and encodes 297 amino acids. The record is from RefSeq and is a predicted model, not a curated record. Gene Ontology annotation, biological process: muscle organ development. NCBI's taxonomy places the organism in Eukaryota, Metazoa, Chordata, Actinopteri, Siluriformes, Ictaluridae.
CAUAUUAGAUUUAAAGAAACACCAUUCCGCCUAAUGGAUAAUAAAGACUCGGUAAGACAUCCUUUCGGAAAGGGGCCGUGUUGUGUUGGAUCUUGUUUGAAUUUGAGUUAGACUGUUGGUUAUAUUUUUGUGUACAUGAACAGACAGCUUCCUGAAACACUACUCCUUUAACCCCAUUUCCACUGGGUAUUGCUCAGUUCCUUCAGAUCUCAAAGACCUAAACUAAACCCUCCUUCAUGAUCCUAUGCGAUUCACACAUUCUGACCUUCAUAAUCGGCAUUUAUGAAAGGGCUGUAGAUGGUCCUGACGGAUCAAGAGCAGUGCCUCUGUCUGUGUGGAGGGGGUAAGAUAACAGAUGAGUGAGGUGAUGUUUAUGGGUUGUGCCAGUGGGAGUAAGCAGGACUAUUUCAGGCUUCCAGAAGGGAUGGUCUCAGCAGAGGACAGGUGGGAUGGCAGAGAAAGCUUUCCAUCUCUAUUGUAUACUAUAGUCACAGCUGCAUAUCCAUCAAAUGACUCAUUCGGGCCAAUGUCAACAUUCCAACUUUUCAGAAAUGUUAGAUACGGAAACUAUUUUAAAACACGUACAUCAUCACACAAAUGUCAACAACAGCUAUAUGGGAAGCUACACAAAGGGGGGUCUGCAGACCACAGGGUCCAUGAAGUAUAGUUACAAUGGUGGAAAAUUCACAACCAACAAUUGUGUAUUAUUAUAUUUAUUAUGCUCUUAUCAUUUUUAUAUUAGCCUCUUUGACUGGUCACUUGAAUGGGUUUAAUCCAAACCUCAUUAACUCAAAAUCAUGUAGCCCUAUUAUUAAUUUGAACUUUAAUCUAGUGACAAUAUUAAUAGAAACUCUGUGAGUGGAUAGUUUAGAAACGUAGAGCUCUUUGUCACCAAUAGGAACACCAUUUCAGCAGGAACACCACAUUAGUGUUUACACUCCAACAUGUCUGACCCAUCAACCCACAGUCGGAACAGUCUUUAGCGCUAAACACUAAUCAUGUUUCUUCUGUUUAAUCACAAAGGUAUUUUUGAGAAAGUGCAAGAAUGUCGACUAAACUUGAGGUGUGACAUUGUGAUCGAUAUAUAGAUUAAUGCACCAUUCUGUAUGAAGUGGGAUGGCUGAAAGUCCCAUUAUAAGUACAGAAGAAAAAAAAAACCCUGAAUAAUAAAAUGGACAAUACUUACUUGAGACAAUAUCUGUUAGAAACCGCUAGAAGCUAAUGCAAAGAGAUAUGUUCCUGUUUCAUCACUUAGGCUUUAAGACAUGUGUGAUAAAUGCGGUUUAAAGUUUUAAGUCACGGUACUAUAAAUGAACAGACAAGUAAACGCAAGUACAACAGUAUUCAUGAAAGGACGAGACAUGCCCUAACAAUCUGAUGCACUGGUAAACACAAAUGAUAAAAGGCUAAUGGCUUGUAAAGGUACAACAUAUCCACUCGAUCCAGACACAUAUGAGUGAAACAUUAUGUUUGAUAAAUGAUGAACACACACAUUACUUUAUGUAAACACAUUAAGAAUACUGUAGAGCUGAUCUGCUGAUUCAUUUCAGUAUAGUACACAAACGUCAAACCUGAAAAUGUCAAGAGAUGCUUCCCUGUAUCUAAAUCCCUGCUGCUGAAAUUCUUCUCUGUAUUGAUGUCAACAAAGGAAUUAAAUCUCUAUACUCUCCUCUUCCCAGACUCCUUUGGGGGAAUACCCUAACUUGGUUAGAACAUGUGGUGGUUUAAGUAUGAUAAAGCUUGUGGCAGUACAGAGUGUUUGGGGGUGGUUUGAAGUUGGGGUUAUGCAAGUAGGGAGUGGGGUAUUGGUGAGUACUGGGGGCAGGCGUGGUUUUGACUGGGUAUAUAUAUAUGUAACUGUGGGGAUAGUUUUUACUUACUCUCUAUAUUGGCUUCCUUGGUCCAAGAGCUUCUCUCUUUUGCCAGAGACUAACCAUGACUUUCUACAGGCACUCAGGCCCACGUAGUUAUACGAGCUCCAUCAUGACGGAGCGCUUCAACUGCUUCUACUGCAGAGAUGACCUGCAUGGCAAGAAGUACAUCCAGAAGGAUGAGAAGCAUGUGUGUGUGCGCUGCUUUGACAAGCUGUGCGCCAACACCUGUGCGGAAUGCCGUCGACCUAUCGGAGCUGAUGCGAAGGAGCUGACCCAUAAGAACCGGCAUUGGCACGAGGACUGCUUCCGCUGCGCCAAGUGCUACAAGCCGCUGGCCAAUGAGUCUUUCGCCACUAAAGACGAUGGCAAGAUCAUGUGUGGGAAGUGUGGUGCCCGUGAGGACUCACCCCGCUGCCAGGGCUGCUACAAAGUCAUCAUGCCUGGGUCUCAAAACGUGGAGUACAAGCAUAAAGUGUGGCAUGAGGAGUGCUUCAUCUGCUUUGAGUGCAAGCAGCCAAUCCGCUCGCAGAGUUUCCUGCCCAAGGGGGAUGAAUUCUACUGCAGCGCAUGCCAUGAGAAGAAGUUCGCUAAGAACUGUGCUCGCUGCAAGGAGCCCAUCACCUCUGGUGGGAUCAACUAUCAGGAUAAACCGUGGCACUCUGAAUGCUUCGCGUGCAACACCUGCAAGAAGCCGCUGGCUGGAGCUCGCUUCACUGCUCACGAGGACGACUUCUACUGUGUGGACUGCUACAAGACCUCUGUGGCCAAGAAGUGCUCUGGAUGUCAGAACCCCAUCACUGGUUUUGGCAGAGGGACUAAUGUCGUGAACUACGAGGACCACACUUGGCAUGAGUACUGCUUUAACUGUAAGAAGUGCUCUCUGUCCUUGGCACACAAGCGCUUCGUCCUGCAUGAAGCGAACAUCUACUGCCCCGACUGUGCCAAAAAGCUGUGAGACCACAGCCACUCUUUACAGAUUUCAUUUAAAGGAACAGUUUCCACUCUAUACUGGUGGCAACUGUAAUUCAUUAUUCGCAUUGCUCCUUUAAAUGGUGAUUUAUUAAGCAAACAAAUGGAUAAAAAGUAAUUAACGCAAAGACAAAAAGAAAGAAAAAGAAAAGCACUGACUGGCUGAGAGGAUGGUUUUAGUGAUGAGAGGCUUCACAUCACUAAAAACCCCCCCCCAAAA